AUGCAAAUCGACCCACGGCAUCUGCCGUAUACUCGCAUCCUGGCUCCCAUCAAUACGGCCUCCCUUGUGAGUGGCUACUCCGACCUGCAAUGGGGGAUGCCGCCAUUGUCAGCUUAUACACCUUUUGAAUCUCUUCUCUUCUUCCAAUGCCUUGCGUCACUUAACUCCCGUCCUACAAACUUUGCUGCGAUCUCAGAUACUCUACGCAAAAACCAAUUCAUCAAGGAAGAUGAUGCCUUUGACACGAAUCGGUUAAGCCCGCAAGCUCUUGAGGACCUCUAUACAACGUUGUUGCAGGAAGGAAUACAAGAUACUUCGGAUAAGAAUGGUCAGGCGCAGGAUGGAGGCAACCCAAAAAAGCGCAAGAUUGUUAGCGGCACUGCUGCUACGCAGUCCCAGAUUGCGAUUAUUCCGGAGCUCGUGUCGCAGCUUUAUGCGCGAUACAAGGAUCGAGUGACGAAGGAAAUUCGAGAUGAAGAGAAGAGAUACAGAGAUAUAAGUCAGGAAAUUGAAAGGCUGCAGAAAGAUGCAUUGCGGGAAUUAGCGGUCCCUGCUCCGCCUGAGCAGAAAGCUCUAGCAGGCCCGACAGAGGCUGUUGCUGAGCAAGCCAGCGACAAAAUGGAUCUGGAUGUCAAGCAAGAUGCUAAAUUGGUGGAAACUUCUGCUCUAUCAGUUCCAAGAGUUCCUUCACAAGGCGUAGUCGAUGCACAAGCUCACCCUGCGGUACCUCCAGAGCAACAAGCGACACCUAUACCUCCUCCUGCAGCCACUCCUAUUCCAAAGCCGGAUCUUGCACCGCCUAUACCAGAUACGAGUAAGCAACAAGCAUCGCUGCCAGCCGCACUUGCGCCAAAAGAAGGUACACCACAGCAGCUACCACCACAGUCUCCACAGAUUUCCCAACCACAUCCACAGCAACUACCACCCGAGCAAGCGAUACCUGGAGGUCAAAUACCAGUCGCUUCGACACCUCCUGUCAAACCAGCAGUCAAUGGUAAACCUCCUACUCCAUUGGCUCCACAUCCACCGGUGAUUCCACAGCUAUCAUCCAACAUUCAAGUCAAAGUACCGCCGCCUCCUCAACCACAACGAUUACCGCCACAAGCUGCACCUCGUGGUGCGGCAGCUAACCGCAACCAACCAAACCUCCCUCCCGGCUCGACACUUGCUUUCCAGGCGCAACAGGGGACCAGUCUACCCGCGACACCGACAAGCCAACGACAGGUUCAACCAGUACCCGCCUUUGGUAGAGGAACCCCUGUUCCAGUUGGCUCGCCAGCAUUCUCACAGCUGCCACAAGGCCAACAGCAAUUUCAACAAUGGGCUCCACAUCCUCAAGCAGGUGUAUUUCCGGCGACACCUCAUGCACCCCAGUACAACAACCAACCUUUGAUGCCUAAGCAGGGUACAUUUUUCCCACACACCGACACUACUGGAAGACAAGUACCCUUUGCACCGCAGCACCAGGGUCCGGCAACUCCUGGUCAGUAUCCUCAUCCAGUGCAGACUCCAAUACAGAUGGAACCACAGACGACACCAUUAGCAACUCCAUCGUUCUCCGAUCCCAAGCAACCACGGCCGCACCGUCCGUCAAUGGAUACAGCUGGAUCGCUUACUCCUUGGAAGCGUACUCCGAAUCUUCACAUAAACAUUCCGGAUACCCCUGGAUCUCCGCCGCGACCUAAGCCUGAAGAUAUUAGUCCAAUUAGUGAAAGAGCGCCGUCUCCAAUCGAACUAGAGCUUCCUGCCAAGGAAGCGCCUCCGCAGAAGAAGCGUGGUCGUGGGAGAAAGCAAAGUGUACCCUCAGACACUGAAACAGCGACUGCAAGGGCCGAGAACUUGGCGGCUGUUGUUGAAACUAAACGUGCUGGGAGUAUUGCAUCUACCUGGAGCAGAGCACGGUCAGUAGCGUCUCGGGAUGAAGAAUCGGCUACUGAGUUGGCGACGGCUCAACGAAAGGUUAAGCAUGAGGCUCCGCCAACUCCCGCAGGAGUAUCGGAGGACGUCGAUGUGGAGACGAGGGCUGGCCCUCGACGCAGAGCAGUAGUUAGUGCUGCAGAAGAAGCGCAAGCCAAGACAAGGACAAAACGGAAGCGAGGCGCCAGUGAAACAUUGGAAAUUGAUACAAUUCAACCAAUGCCCUCUCGUAGUGUGUCGUCUCAGCUUGUAUACUGUACUCGCAACUUCACUCGAACAGGAGCACCCAUUAUGAAUGACGUUGCUGCUCAUAAACAUGCCUCUAUAUUCGCUAAACCGCUAACUGAGAGGGAAGCACCUGGUUAUAAAGACUUGAUAUAUCGACCACAAGACCUGAAAUCAAUCAGAUCAGCACUCAGUCAGGGAAACAGAGCUGUCGCUGCUGCCACGGAGGCUGCGGCUGCUGAGGGUGAAUCACCAUUACCUACAUCAGGCACACCAUCAAAGAAUACUGCAUGGCUCCCCAAGACCCCCGAUCUCAUCCCACCCAAGGCUAUAGUCAACUCCUCACAACUCGAAAAGGAAUUAAUCCGCAUGUUCGCCAAUGCCAUCAUGUUUAACCCCGCUCCCGAGGCCGAACGAGGGUUUGGUCCGUCCUUCCGUAUGGUCAAGCCUGGUGAAUCUACAGCUACUACAAGAUCGGCCUCUCAUCCGUGGGAUUUGGACGAAGGUGGUAUUAUCCGCGAUACGCGGGAGAUGUGUGAUGAUGUUGAGAAAGCUGUCACAAAGUGGCGAGCUGCAGAACGGACGACUACGACGGAUGAAACGAGCAAUAAGAGUAUGCUUUCUUUAAGAGGGAGUAGUGGUGAUAGUAAUGCGGAUGGUACGGAUGAUCAUAAAUAGUCCGUCCACGCAAACGUUUGCGAUGAUUAGCCUACGCACAAUAUCAAAUACGAAUCUCUAUUU
Molecule: messenger RNA, 2883 nt
Organism: Talaromyces stipitatus ATCC 10500
Lineage: Eukaryota; Fungi; Ascomycota; Eurotiomycetes; Eurotiales; Trichocomaceae
Exons: 2
Coding region: 1-2820 (939 amino acids)
Cellular component (GO): NuA4 histone acetyltransferase complex
Molecular function (GO): protein binding
Source: RefSeq, a predicted model, not a curated record